Messenger RNA from Pseudopodoces humilis (Tibetan ground-tit), 2141 nucleotides. It is a transcript of the gene HSPA12B, whose product is annotated as heat shock protein family A (Hsp70) member 12B. NCBI's taxonomy places the organism in Eukaryota, Metazoa, Chordata, Aves, Passeriformes, Paridae. The record is from RefSeq and is a predicted model, not a curated record.
CGGCCGGAGCCACCAGCCCGGCGGGCACAGCCCGAGUGACAAAGCCGAGGGGGCCCCAACCCGUGUCCCCCCGCACAGCGGCGGGCAGCGAGGCCAUGGCGAUGCUCCUGGAGCCCGGGAUGCAGAGCCUGCGGAUGGGUGCCAACGGCGAGCGGUGCCCGACACAGUCCCCGCCCGGCUCCCCGGGGACACCCCACGACAGCUGCAGCAUCGCCCCACUGACGCCUUCCCAGUCACCGAGGAGCGAGGCGCGUUCCCAGCAGACCCCGUCCUUCUCCGUGGUGGUGGCCAUCGACUUCGGCACCACCUCCAGUGGUUACGCCUUCAGCUUCACCAGCGAUCCCGAGGCCAUCCACAUGAUGAGGAAAUGGGAAGGGGGGGACCCGGGCGUGGCCAACCAGAAGACCCCCACCAGCCUCCUGCUGACUCCGGAGGGGACAUUCCACAGCUUCGGCUACACCGCCCGUGAUUACUACCACGACCUGGACCCUGAGGAGGCCCGCGAGUGGUUCUACUUUGAGAAGUUUAAGAUGAAGAUCCACAGCACCAGCGAUCUGACCAUGAAAACCGAGCUGGAAGCUGUCAAUGGGAAGAAGAUGCCGGCGCUGGAGGUGUUCGCCCACGCGCUGCGCUUCUUCAAGCAGCACGCGGUGCAGGAGCUGAAGGACCAGUGCCCGUCCCUGCCCGAGAGCGAUGCCAUCCGCUGGGUCCUCACUGUGCCGGCCAUCUGGAAGCAGCCGGCCAAGCAGUUCAUGCGGGAAGCGGCCUACAAGGCCGGGCUGGUGUCCCCGGAGACCCCGGAGCAGCUGCUGAUCGCCCUGGAGCCCGAGGCCGCCUCCAUUUACUGCCGGAAGCUGCGGCUGCACCAGCUGAUCGAGCUCAGCUGCCGCGCCCCGGCCAACGGGGCUGAGCGCCCCCACCCCAUCGAUUCCAGCUUCCGGCAGGCCCGGGAGCAGCUCCGGAGAUCCCGGCACAGCCGCACCUUCCUGGUGGAGUCGGGAGUGGGCGAGCUCUGGUCGGAGAUGCAGGCAGGUGACAGGUACAUCGUAGCCGACUGUGGCGGGGGGACGGUGGAUUUGACCGUGCACCAGAUCGAGAAGCCGCAGGGGACGCUGAAGGAGCUCUACAAAGCCUCGGGAGGUCCCUACGGGGCCGUGGGUGUGGACCUGGCCUUCGAGAAGCUUCUGUGCCACAUCUUCGGGGACGAUUUCAUUGCCACCUUCAAGGCCAAGCGUCCGGCGGCCUGGGUGGACCUGACCAUUGCCUUCGAGGCACGGAAGCGCGCGGCCGCCCCGAACCGCUCCAGCCCCCUCAAUAUCUCCCUGCCCUUCUCCUUCAUCGACUUCUACCGCAAACACCGCGGCCAAAACGUCGAGACCGCGCUCCGCAAGAGCAAUGUCAACCUGGUGAAGUGGUCAUCCCAAGGGAUGCUGCGGAUGUCCCCCGAGGCCAUGAGCGAGCUGUUCCAGCCAACCAUCACCCACAUCAUCCAGCACAUCGACACCCUCCUGAAGAAACCCGAGGUCCAAGGCAUCAAAUUCCUGUUCCUGGUGGGCGGCUUUGCCGAGUCGGCCAUGCUGCAGCGGGCGGUGCAGGCCGCCUUCGGCCACUGCUGCCGGGUCAUUGUCCCACAGGACGUGGGGCUGACCAUCCUCAAAGGGGCCGUGCUCUUCGGCCUGGACCCCGGCGUGGUGCGGGUGCGCCGCUCCCCGCUCACCUACGGCGUGGGGGUCCUCAACAAGUUCGUGGAGGGGAAGCACCCGCGGGAGAAGCUGCUGGUCAAGGAGGGCAAGAACUGGUGCACCGACAUCUUCGAGAAGUUCGUCACCGUGGACCAGUCGGUGGCGUUGGGCGAGGUGGUCCAGCGGAGCUACUGCCCGGCCCGGCCCGGCCAGCGCCGGACCAUCAUCAACAUCUACUGCUGUGACACCGAUGACGUGGUGUACAUCACCGACCCCGGCGUCAGGAAGUGCGGAACCAUCAGCCUGGAGCUGGGGGACGCGGGGGACGCAGGCCCAGCGCGGGGUCGGCGCGAGAUCCGCACCAGCAUGCAGUUCGGGGACACCGAGAUCAAGGUGACCGCCCUGGACACGCGCACGGCACGCAGCGUGAGGGCCACCAUCGACUUCCUGUCCAACUGA